Fopius arisanus is the source of this 5410-nucleotide messenger RNA. It is a transcript of the gene Spt6, whose product is annotated as transcription elongation factor Spt6. The record is from RefSeq and is a predicted model, not a curated record. Gene Ontology annotation, molecular function: histone binding; nucleosome binding; DNA binding. Bases 160 to 5259 code for a protein of 1699 amino acids. The transcript has 5 exons. Gene Ontology annotation, cellular component: transcription elongation factor complex. NCBI's taxonomy places the organism in Eukaryota, Metazoa, Arthropoda, Insecta, Hymenoptera, Braconidae. Gene Ontology annotation, biological process: transcription elongation-coupled chromatin remodeling; transcription elongation by RNA polymerase II; nucleosome organization.
UGGUCAUCGGCCAUUUUUGCCCCAGUCCAGUGCUCUUCAGAAUUACUCUAUCGACUAUCAAUUGCCUGCCAAAUGCAUUGUAUUAUCAUCAAUAAACUCCCAAAAAACCAUUGAAAAACAAUAAAAAAAGAUCCGCAAAGGGACAAUUAUACAUAAAUAAUGGCUGAUUUCUUGGAUUCGGAGGCUGAGGAGAGCGAGGAGGAGCAGGAGUUGGACCACAAUGAGAGGAAGAAACUCAAGAAGGUUAAAGCCAUGGAGGAGAGCGACGAGGACGAUGAGGAUGAUGAGGACCGAAUCAGGGAGGAGUUGAAGGAUUUGAUCGAUGACAGACCCAUCGACGAGAGCGAGGGGGAAGACAGUGAUGGGUCUGAGGGGAAGAAACGAAAAAAGAGUGAUGAUGAGGAUUUUGAUGAUCGACUCGAGGAUGACGACUACGAUCUCAUCGAGGAGAAUCUGGGGAUCACUGUCGAGAGGAAACGAUUCAAGAGGCUGAAACGAGUGCAAGAUCGAGAAUCUGAUGAUGAGGAGGAACAUCAUCCAGGGGAGGAGAGGGAUGCCAUUGCCAAUGAGCUCUUUGAUGGGGGAUCUGGUGACGAGGAUGAACGCCGGAGUGAGAGAAGUCAUCGCCAGGAACCGGAGACUUUCGAUGAGGAGGGAAGUGAGGGGGAGUACUCAGACGCCGAUGAUUUCAUCGUGGACGACGAAGGACGUCCCAUAGCAGAACGUCGACGGAAGAAGAAGCCGAUAUUUUCGGACGCAGCCCUGCAGGAGGCCCAGGACAUCUUCGGCGUGGACUUUGAUUACGAUGAAUUCGGUAAAUACGAUGAGGGGGGAUACGAGGAGGAAGAGGAAGAGGAAGAGGACGAGUAUGUGGACGACGAUGGAGAGGGUGAACGACCGAGGCGUCCGAAGAAGACUCCGAAGAAGAAACCCACGAAGAAGAGCAUCUUCGAGAUCUACGAGCCCAGUGAGCUCAAGAGGGGUCAUUUCACGGACAUGGACAAUGAGAUCAGGGUGACAGAUAUUCCGGAGAGAAUGCAACUACGUUCGAUGCCAGUGACAGCUGUACCAGAGGGUUCUGACGAGCUGGACCACGAGGCAGAGUGGAUUUACAAGCAGGCCUUCUGCAAGCCGACGAUAUCUGUCCAGGACGCCCACCUGAACGCCGAGGCCAAGGAUAGAGCGAGGAAAGGGCCACAGACAGUGGGUAAAAUUAAGAAGGCCCUGGACUUCAUGAGGAACCAAUCCUUCGAGGUUCCAUUCAUCUCGUUUUAUCGAAAGGAAUACGUUCUUCCAGAGUUGAAUAUCAACGAUCUCUGGAAGGUGUACAAAUUCGAUGCCAAAUGGUGUCAGUUGCGUCAACGGAAGGAGAAUCUUCUGGCUCUCUUUGAGAAGAUGAGGAAUUACCAGUUGGAUCUGCUCAUGAAGGAUCCUGAUGCCCCUCUUCCAGACUCUAUUCGAGUCAUCAAGGAUGAGGACAUAGAGCGCGUGAAGAACGUGCAGACCAGUGAGGAACUCAAUGACGUCCACCAGCACUUCAUGUUGUAUUACUCUCACGAUAUACCUGCGAUGCAGGAGGCAGUGAAGAAGAGGGAAAAAGAGGCUAAACGUCAGGCGAAAAUUGCUGAGCGUAAGCAGAAACUCCUGGAGGCUGAGGAGAACGGCGAGGAUCCACCCCCAGAGGAGGAGAUUGAGAUCGAAGAGGAAGAGGAGAACGACGAGAACCUCAAGCACGCUGUGCGCACUGGGCCCUAUGCCAUCUGCAGAAAGGCAGGACUUGAUACUUUUGCUAAGAAGUUCGGUCUGACCCCUGAGCACUUUGCUGAGAAUCUCAGGGACAAUUAUCAGCGACACGAGGUGGACCAGGAGCCCAUAGAGCCCACUGUUGUCGCUCAGGACUUUCUUGGGGCAAAGUUCAAGGCCCCUGAGGAAGUUCUCAAGGCAGUGAAGCUGAUGGUGGCUAUUCAGGUGGCUCGAGAGCCUCUUGUCAAGAAAUCUGUGAGGGAGAUGUACAUGGAGAGGGCCAAAAUCAGUGUCACACCAACGAAAAUUGGCAUAAAGAUGAUCGACGAGACUCAUCCCAUCUACACCAUGAAGUACCUCAAGGACAAGCCUGUGAGGGAUCUCGUGGGGGAUCAGUUCCUCAGGCUGGCGAUGGCUGAAGAGGACAAAUUAAUUACCCUUACCAUGAGUAAUACCAUUGAGGGAAACACUAGUGGAAAUUACGUCGACGAGAUGAAGCAGUUGUACAUCAGGGAUGAGUUCAGUAAAAACGUUCAGGACUGGAACAAUCUGCGAGUUGGUAGUGUUGAAAUGGCUCUGAAUGAAAUGGUGAUACCAGCCCUGAAGAAGGAGCUCCGGGCUAAUCUUAUCGCCGAGUCCAAGGAGUCUGUCAUGAAGGCCUGCUGCAGGAAGAUGUACAAUUGGAUAAAGAUAGCUCCCUACACCUGCGCUUUUCCCGAGGAAGAGGAUGACGAGUGGGAUACCAGCAAGGGCCUCAGAGUUAUGGGAGUCUCGUACGUUCCUGAUUACUCUCAGGCAGCAUUUGCCUGCAUGAUUGCACCCGAUGGCGAGUGCACGGAUUAUCUUCGUCUUCCCCACCUUCUUAAACGAAAGAACAGCUUCAGAAAGGAGGAGAAGGCCAUGAAGGAGGCCGAUAUCCUGGCGAUUCGUAAUUUUCUGGCUACGAAGAAGCCACACGUGGUGGUUGUCGGGGGAGAGUCCAGAGAAGCACUGAUGGUUGUCAAUGACAUCAAGGAGUGCAUCACGGCACUUGUCGAGGAGGAGCAGUUCCCAGCGAUUAGUGUGGAGGUGGGCGACAAUGAUCUAGCGAAAAUCUAUGCCAACAGCAACAAGGGUGUGGCAGAGUUCAGGGAUUACCCGAGUCUUCUUAGAGAGGCCAUUUCCCUAGCUAGACGUCUUCAGGAUCCUCUGGUAGAGUUCUCUCAGCUGUGCACUGCUGAUGAUGAGAUCCUCUGCCUGAAAUAUCACACAUUACAGGAUCAACUCCCCAAGGAAGAACUCUUGGAGAAUAUUUACUUGGAAUUUGUUAACCGAGUAAAUGAAGUAGGUGUUGAUGUCAAUAAGGCUGUGCAGCAGGCCUACUCUGGCAAUUUAGUGCAAUUUGUAUGUGGCCUGGGUCCCAGAAAGGGCCAGGCCCUCAUAAAAACCCUCAAGCAGACGAAUCAACGUCUGGAGAACAGAACGCAAUUGGUGACUGCCUGCCACAUGGGGCCAAAGGUAUUUAUUAAUUGCGCUGGAUUUAUAAAAAUCGAUACGAAUAGUCUUGGGGACAGCACUGAGGCAUACGUCGAGGUCCUGGAUGGCUCGAGGGUCCACCCUGAGACCUACGAGUGGGCUAGAAAAAUGGCGGUUGAUGCUCUGGAGUAUGACGAUGAGGAUGCCAAUCCUGCUGGGGCUGUUGAUGAGAUUCUCGAGUCCCCAGAGCGGCUCAAGGAUCUUGAUCUCGACGCCUUCGCCGAGGAACUUGAGAGACAGGGCUUUGGCAACAAGUGCGUCACACUUUAUGACAUCAGGGCUGAGCUCAACUGCCGGUAUAAAGACCUGAGGAGCCCGUACCAGUCACCCAGUCCUGAGAAGAUGUUUGAUAUAUUGACGAAAGAGACUCCAGAGACAUUUUACAUUGGAAAGAGGAUUGAGGCAAUUGUGACGGGCAUCAGUAGGAGGAAACCCCAGGGAGAGCAGCUGGACCAGGCGAAUCCAGUGAGAAAUGAUGAGAGUGGACUGUGGCAGUGUCCCUUCUGCCUCAAGAAUGACUUUCCCGAGUUGUCUGAGGUGUGGAAUCAUUUCGAUGCUGGAGCCUGUCCUGGAAAAGCCACUGGAAUCAAACUUCGUCUUGAUAACGGCAUCUCUGGAUACAUUCAUAUCAAGAAUCUCUCUGAUAAACACGUCACCGAUCCUGAGGAGAGAGUUGCCAUGGGACAGACUGUUAACUGUCGAGUAAUCAAGAUCGAGGUGGACAGAUUCAGUGUCGAGUGCACCAGUAAGAGCAGUGAUCUUGCUGAUAAAAAUCAUGAGUGGAGGCCCCAGAAGGAUCCAUUCUACGACAACGAGGCUGAGCUCAAGGACAUGAAGGUGGAGGACGAGACGAAAAAGGUAAAGCAGACACAGACGUACGUGAAACGUGUCAUUGUCCACCCAUCAUUUCACAACAUCAGUUAUUCAGAGGCUGAGAAGCUCAUGAGAACGAUGAAACAGGGGGAGGCGAUCAUUAGACCUAGCAGACAGGGGGCAGAUCACCUGACCGUCACCUGGAAAGUGACUGAUGACAUUUAUCAACACAUUGACGUCAAAGAGGAGAGGAAGGCCAAUGAAUUCUCCCUUGGAAAAAGCCUGUGGAUAAGCUCUGAGGAGUUUGAGGAUCUCGACGAGAUAAUCGCAAGGCAUGUGAAUCCCAUGGCAGCUUAUGCUUCAGAGAUGCUUGACUUUAAAUACUACAAGGCAGGUGUUAAUGGGAUGAAAGAUAAAGCUGAGGAGAUACUCAAGGCCCAGAAGAAAGAGAAUCCUGGUGGUAUUCCCUACAUAGUGUCUGCUGUAAAGAAGUGUCCAGGAACAUUUCUGCUCUCGUAUCUUCCUAGGGAUAGGGUUGUGCAUGAGUAUGUACAAGUGACUCCAGAGGGUUUCAAGUACAGGAGGCAGAUGUUUGGGAGAGUGAAUGAUCUCUUCCGGUGGUUUAAGGAGCACUUCAGGGAACAGGUACCUGGCCAGGCUACACCCAGCACUCCAAGGGGAGCACAGACCUCCAGAACGCCUUACCACACCACUCCAGGGGUCGCCAUGAACCAGGAGGCCAUCCACAGAGUUGCACAGAAUCUUCCACAUCAUAUGCUUCACUCGUUGUCUCAGGUGGCCAAUCAGACUCCCCAUUAUCCUCCACACACACCUGGAGCUGCUGGGGCAGCUUAUGUCUAUCCAAAUACACCUUACACACCGUCUGGACAAACUCCCUACAUGACACCCUAUGCAACCCCGCGAAAUCAUCAAUUUACACAACCUGCACCCCCUCAUCGCUCCACUCCAUCACACAGACCAACACCUCAAAUAUCUGCUGCUGCUCAAGAGGCCAUGGACUGGAAAAAAGCUGCUGAGGCCUGGGCCAGACUCAAAACUACUCCGAGGUACGAUGGCAAGAGGUCCAGGACUCCCUCCAAUAAAUCACCCAGAACACCCCAAACCAAUUCAAGUCCGAGAUCCAUGUCCCUCAGUGGGGACUGCACACCUCUCUGGGAUGAGAGCUAGGGAAUUUAAUCAUGAUACCUCGGAAUUAACUUUUUGUUUUUCUUUUGAUUAUAUACUUUCCCUAUAUCGGUUCUCUCUUGUUUAGGUUGAGACGAUGAUUAUAUUUUGUAUAAUGAGCGUGACGUAAUAAUAAAAGUCAUAUUUAACUCGA